This is a messenger RNA of Lagopus leucura (white-tailed ptarmigan), 2190 nucleotides long. RefSeq names its product interleukin 22 receptor subunit alpha 2 (gene IL22RA2). The record is from RefSeq and is a predicted model, not a curated record. Gene Ontology annotation, molecular function: interleukin-22 receptor activity; protein binding. Bases 173 to 997 code for a protein of 274 amino acids. Lineage: Eukaryota; Metazoa; Chordata; Aves; Galliformes; Phasianidae. The transcript has 5 exons.
GUUUGCUUCAUAAUUAGUUCCAAACUUCAGAGUGAGUGCAGUUUCCAAGUAGGAACAAUUGCUUGUGUUUAAUUUAGAACAAUUCAUAUGUUUCUCAACUAAAUUAAAUCAAAGCCACAGCAGGGACUUUAUAAAUGGAGAAGUCAUUUUAAUAAUUACUUCCUCAUAAGACAUGCCCAAGAGGAAAAGAGAUGCUCUCAGUCAUGGAGCUGCUCUCCUAAGCAUGAGGGGGAUCAGGCUUUCCUCCCUCUGCUUUCUGAUGCACCUGCUGCAGGACAAGAUAAGCACCAUUCCAGUCCUGGAAAAUCGAGACCUGCAAGAUGCAAUCAAGCCACGGGGGGUACGGUUUUACUCACUGAAUUUCAACAAUACCCUGCGCUGGCUGCCUGGAAGGGCUGGAGAGGGAGAAACCACGCUCUACUUUGUGCAGUAUAAAGUGUAUGGGCAGAGCAAGUGGCAAAACAAAGAAGAGUGCUGGGGGAUUCAGAGCCAUUUCUGCGACCUGACAGAGGAGACUUCUGACGCCUAUGAGGCUUACUACAGCAGGGUGCAAGCCGCUUCCACUGAUGUCCGCUCCGACUGGAGCCUCAGCUGCAGGUUCACUCCCUGGAGAGAAACUAUGAUAGGACCUCCAACAAUAAAGGUGGUUCACAGCAACAAAUUUGUAAUACUAAAGCUCCAGGCUCCACGUUCGGCUUAUAAAAGGAAGAGAGGCAGCAUGAUACCAAUGACAAAUUAUUAUGAUCUUCUGUACCAAGUCUUCAUAAUUAACAACUUGCUAGAUGAGCUUAGUCAUAGACACACAUGCAUGACCAGCUGUUUCUCCUCCCUCUGUCUGAAGCAACACAGAGUGCUGGUGUACGAAGGAAAAGACAAAGUGAUCAAAAUAGAAGACCUGAGGCCGGGAAUCAGCUACUGCAUCGUGGCUAGAACAUCAGUGCUGGUGCUGGGCCGCAGCAGUGCCUACAGCAACAGACAGUGCACUGUGCUGCUGUGACCAGGUGGCCGCUGCCGCAGGCCAGAGCCAGAGAAGAUGCAGCAAGCUGACACCCACCCGCUCCCCAAAAGGAGAAGGUGGCACAUGGCAGGAACGCUGCUGUCUCAGAGGGCAUCGUUUGCCAGAGUUCUUGCAUCUUCUUGGCUCGUUUCACUCCAGACGAGAAUGAUAAGCCCAAAAAGGCUAGAAGAACGGUGUGGAUAAUUAUUUGCAUGCUGUCAGAGUGCUCAGAAAUGCCUCUUUCUUCCCUUUCUUUAACCAGUUAUGCAUAAUAUUGUUUCCUCAGUUUUUAUUGCCAUCAUGCAAUUAUUAACCAGGAAAAUGAGUGGUCUCCAGCUUUGUUAACAGGCAAUUCUGCUGCAACAUCUCUAGGGAUUUACCCAGUGUGUUUAGUCUAGAUGUACCCAUCCUCACUUAAUGGCCAUUAUUUAGGUGUUACGUGUUUAAAAAUGAGUCGUUUAUGAAAUUUCAUGAGUUUCUAUGAGCCAGAAUGCAAGAGUUAUUUCAACUAGCUGGUCUGAAUAGUCUAUUUUCUCACCUCAAUCACUGUAUUAUAUUAAUGUAUCACUUGCUCAGUAGAGAGAUUUACUAUUCAUCCUGCCUUGCAGGUGCCAAGGUGCAAAGCACAUUAGGACAUCUGUGACACUGGCCACAGCAAGCUUAAGUUUAGGUCCUUUCUAAGAGAGAAAACCAGGAAAUCUUCAGACUUUGAGCCUGGGUGCCUCCUGGCUAUAGCAUAACUGUAACAGAUUUUCCUUCUUCUACUUCAUCAAGUGAUGCAUAACAUUAGUCUUUCUUGAGAUACAGUCAAUAGUUCAGGCUAAGGAGCUUGUUUCUAGGUGAUUUCCCUACACUGAUGAAGAGCUUUCCCUGUACUGUACAAAGCAGAACAGCUUACAGAGGUACAAGAGGGGUGCAGGCAGAAGGCAUCUUCAGUUGAACUCCAUAGCAUACUGCUUAAACAUGCACUGCAGCAGCAGUUCUUUCUCUUCCCAGUUACUGCAGUAACGGUGGAGGCUGCCUCCUGUUACAGGCCCAGCUGUAAACUGACAUCUGGGGUCUAGAAUAUGGCUGGACUACACAUGUGGAUGCUUUUUAAAUUAAAAUUUGCUGCAUUAAAUAAUUAAUUUUAUUAAUCAUUUAAUGUUACACAAAUCCCAAGGAUUCUUUGUAUUCCCUAUAGCACAACUUAA